UUGAUUACAAGAGCCCGAGCCAAGAGCCCAAGAUGGCAGAGUUGCAAAGCGUCAGAUGAGAGUGGACGUGUAGCCUAGCCCGUGACCGCGUCCUUUGGCCAUGUCUUGCGGUGAACCCACGCCCGAAGGCUAUCUCGAGAGAAGAUGAUGAAAAAGGUGAGCAUAGCGCUGAGCCGGUCGCCUCGCCAUGGGAGUAGCAGGUGCGGGAGUGCCAACGGCGAGGUGGUCCUGGGGUCGUCCUCGGCCACCACGACCCUCGCCACCACCACCUCCUCGACCUCUUCCUCUUCUGCCUCUUCCUCCUCGCAGCACGACGCCGACAAGAAGAAAAAGUCGAGAGCCGGCGGGAUCCUGCAGACUUUGAGGAAGAAGAUCAGCGACAAGCUGGACACUCUCCAGCAGGGCAGCUCGAGCUCGACCUCGUCCUCGCGGGCCGCCCCCAGGAAGAGCAAAAGCGUCGAGGGCCUCUCCAACAGCUUCGGCGGGGACUCGUUCUCACAGUCGGUGAGUGAGGAGUCCUCUAGUGAUGGCCUCAACGCCUCUGGGGGCGGGGGAAGUGGGGGCACACACAAAAGCAAACAUAGCAAGCGUGCCAUCAGGCCUAUCAACACUCCCAUCAACACGCCCAUUGCACGCCAAAACUCAUCAUCACAUGUGUUGGCAGCCAAUGGCGACGUGGACACACAAGGGGGCAAGGUCGAGGGUGGCCAGGGCAUCACGGCAGCAGUGUCUCUUUAUAGCAAGCCGAAAGGUUACAGCUGGUUCAGUUUUUACCCGCAUCCAGAACACGAGGGCCACACCAGCCUGGUGGGGCUGAUUGACCACAGCAUGAGCCAUUCUGAGUCAGGUGUCUUCUGCUAUUCCCGAGCCCGUGGGCCUGGGUCUCCAUCCUUCCCUGUGAGGCUCACCAAGCCAGUCUCCAGGUUCACUCAGGUGCGAUCCCUACAAUACCUUUGCCGAUUUGUGAUCAGACAGUACACUCGUGUGGACCACAUACAGGCCUUGCCGCUGCCAACCAGGAUAAAGGGAUAUCUUGAAGAAGGUCACUACUGACCCUGAAGAAGUGAGGUUGCAAGAACAUUGUGUCAUAAAUAUUUCUGCUUUAAACCCUCUUCCUCUUAUGGCAUGCGAGUGAGUAAUCUCAUUCAAGAAGAGAAAGACUUAAAGAGACCAUAAUAUAUACAUAUAUAUAUCUGUGCAUUGGAAAGCAUUGCUUUGAGUGCAUUUUUAAAAGAAUUUCUUAUUCUUUUUUCUAUUCUUUCAUGAGAACAAGUGCCUCUUGGGUGAUUCCCCUGCUGUGAACAUGUCAUUUAUUUGUACUUGUUUGCCAUGUAUACUGUAUGCAUUGAUUUUUAUGUCUCAUUUCUGUAUAUUCAGAAUUUUGAGCCAAAAAUACUUAUAAGUUCAGCUUUAAGUUGUCUUGGCAAAUUUUGCUUUUCCACUCCACUAAAGAGGAAAGAAAGAAAUUAUGUUGGCUUUGAGUCUUGAAAACCUGAAAGGAGAACUCUUGUCGUUAGUGUCUCUUGAGGGACCUCAUAGCAGAGAUUGGUCCUCUAUCAUUUUAAGUUCAUUCAGUAUUUGGAAGAAGCAGAAGUUUUCAAAAUAACAUACCAUUUGAAGGAAAGCUUACCUCAUUAGAGAGAGGGAUCCCACCGAUGGGCUAUUGAUUUGAGAGCAUCUGGCUUCCCCCAGCGCCACCCCACCUGACCCUACCCCUGUGAUUCAGUCAUUAUUGUAGUGUUGUAGAGAUUUGACUCUUCUUGUCUUCCUGCUGUAAACUGCCAAAAGGAGAAAAAAUGGGAGAAAGCAAUGAAAGAUAGACUUUUUUUCUAGAGAAACAAGAAUGUACAAAAAAGUAAUACAGUUGGAAGCUUUUUUGUGAUAUCAAGGUAUGUCCUCUUUCCUUUUAAAUCAUAAUUGCAUGAAGGUGAUGCCUAGGAGUUUGUCACUGUGCCAGUAUGUAGAGGUAGACUAAUGAGAACCCAGUCUUUUUCUGUGUUUCUCACUCAAGUGAAAUUUGUUUGAAUUACUUUUGCUUUCAUCAUUUCCAGUGCUUUUAUGUUUUUAUUUUUUGUUACAGAAUGUCCCAGAUAUUACUAGUUUUAAGUUGGAUAAAAUCUGAAUCAGUUGUACUAGGAUAAUGUUCCCCAUAGGCUCGAAUUUUGUAAUAUAUAGAAUGUAGACAUUGCAUUUCAUGUUCUCUUCAGUUUGUAACCUUUGAGUAGAAUGCUAGCAGUACCACAAACAUACUGAAACAUAGACUAUAUACAGUCAUGCAAGACACUUUACUGCUAUGUAUGACCAGAGCACAGGUGUUGAUUUCUGUUUAGAGAUCAGUUGUGCAUGUCAAUGGAACACCUGACAAGCCUCAUUCAACUGACUUGAUGUGCCCCUUGUUUUGUGGGCUCCUGCAGUUUUAGAGCAGGGAGUGACCCCAUGGCUCUGGGAAUGCAUUUGAGUGCUCUUUUCUUUCUAAUGGAUGACAUUGUGUGAUCACCACCUUUUUGACAUCUUACACCAAAUGUUUGGCCAGACAUGUAUGCGUGUGUAGAUGUAUAGAUAAGGAUAUAUGUGUAUACAAAUACAGAUUCUCAUUCAUGCAUGAACAGACCGCAGCAAGACUAGGAUGUAAGAGUUUUACCCUUCUAAGAUUAUUUGUUACUUGUGUGCUUGCUGCAUAUAUUGUGUCAGUGUACUAGAAUUUUGUAUAUAUAUGUGUGUGUGUGUGUGUGUGUGUGUGUGUGUGUGUGUGUGUGUGUGUGUGUGUGUGU
Messenger RNA from Penaeus vannamei (Pacific white shrimp), 2771 nucleotides. NCBI's taxonomy places the organism in Eukaryota, Metazoa, Arthropoda, Malacostraca, Decapoda, Penaeidae. The record is from RefSeq and is a predicted model, not a curated record.